This is a messenger RNA of Drosophila melanogaster (fruit fly), 3645 nucleotides long. It is a transcript of the gene stw, whose product is annotated as straw. Gene Ontology annotation, molecular function: tyrosinase activity; oxidoreductase activity; catechol oxidase activity. Lineage: Eukaryota; Metazoa; Arthropoda; Insecta; Diptera; Drosophilidae. Bases 209 to 2563 code for a protein of 784 amino acids. The transcript has 6 exons. The record is from RefSeq and is marked reviewed.
CUUCAGUUUGGUGCUUAAACGCGUUGCUCGUACUUCAUUAAGCCGUAAUCAAUUCAGGUGGUGUUGCUAUUGCUUAGUACACAUACUUUAAAAAUAUAUAGUCUUAUGUUGUGAACAUCCACCCAAAGUAUUGUUAAAUAGCUUAAAGGAAUUAAUAAAAAUACAAGAAGAAUAGUGAAAAAUAAAAUUAUACGCCAUUCAUACAACUAUGAAAGCCAUGGAUCUUAACGGAUUUUACCAAACUUUUAUUUCGUUCCUGAUAUGGGGUGCAUUUUCCAAUUUUCCUGAAGUAUUUGCAGUACGUGUUGCCAACUCACAGCAAAAUCAACCUAAGAAAGAAAAUCAACCAGAUCUUACACCAAUGGGGUCCUUCUGGCAGCAACAUGUGGCCACUCCUAGUAGUUCAACUCCAUUCGAUUCACCAUUUUUUUCGGCAACACACGGCCUUGUGCAGACUCACCCGUCUAUAGGUGGAAGCCACUCUGGGCCCGCUCCAUUAAAUGGCAAUAGCCUUGGGUCUGGAGCUCCAUCCUCAAUCCUAGCUGGUACUAAGCCAGCCCUAACCGCUGGAAGCGGUUACCUAAACUCACGCGGGAGUCUACCGACCUCUGCACGUUAUCCAGCUAAUAAGAUCACAGGAACCGUCGUGGAACCCAACCCAAAAUCUCCAUUCCGCCACUUAGAUUUCUCUACUAGUGCAACUGCCGAGCUGCGGCGCAAUCCUGCGCUAUCUGCUCCUGAUGAAUGUGCACGCGCUUGUCGCGAAGGCGAGCCUCCGAGAAUUUGCUACUAUCAUUUUACGUUGGAAUACUACACAGUAUUGGGAGCUGCGUGUCAAGUAUGUACUCCAAACGCAACGAAUACGGUUUGGAGCCAUUGUCAGUGUGUCUUAGCUGAUGGAGUUGAACGUGGAAUUCUAACUGCGAAUCGUAUGAUACCCGGGCCAAGCAUUCAAGUGUGUGAAAACGACAAAGUCGUUAUUGAUGUGGAGAACCAUAUGGAGGGAAUGGAAGUAACUAUACACUGGCACGGUAUAUGGCAACGUGGAUCGCAGUAUUAUGAUGGGGUGCCCUUCGUUACUCAGUGCCCCAUUCAGCAGGGUAAUACCUUCCGUUAUCAGUGGACAGGAAACGCUGGGACACAUUUUUGGCAUGCUCAUACCGGUCUACAGAAACUAGAUGGACUCUACGGCAGCGUCGUGGUUCGACAGCCACCAUCAAGGGACCCUAACUCCCAUUUAUAUGAUUUUGAUUUAACAACACAUAUAAUGCUUAUCAGUGAUUGGUUGCAUGAAGAUGCAGCAGAGAGAUAUCCUGGACGCUUGGCUGUUAACACAGGCCAAGAUCCGGAGUCUAUGUUGAUUAACGGAAAAGGCCAGUUUCGUGACCCGAACACUGGAUUUAUGACUAAUACUCCGUUGGAAAUAUUCACAAUUACGCCAGGACGUCGUUACCGCUUUCGAAUGAUAAAUGCAUUUGCUUCAGUCUGUCCAGCACAGGUAACAAUUGAGGGUCACGGCAUGACGGUUAUAGCAACCGAUGGUGAGCCUGUGCAUCCUGUUGAUGUAAAUACAAUCAUUUCCUUUUCAGGUGAGCGCUACGAUUUUGUUAUAAGCGCCGAUCAACCUGUUGGAGCUUAUUGGAUACAGUUACGUGGACUUGGUGAGUGUGGUAUUCGUAGAGCUCAACAACUGGCUAUCCUGCGUUACGCUCGUGGACCUUAUCAGCCAGCAUCUUCUCCGCCAACAUACGAUGUUGGAAUACCGCAAGGAGUCGUUAUGAAUCCUUUGGACGCCCAAUGUAACCGUCAACGUAACGAUGCCAUAUGCGUAAGCCAACUUAAAAACGCUCUUGAGAUUGAUCGUGGUAUAUUGGCAGAGAAGCCAGACGUAAAAAUAUUUUUACCUUUCCGGUUCUUUGUAUACCGGGCUGAAGAUCUGUUCCAGCCAAACACUUAUAACAGGUUUUUAGUCGCUUCGGACGCUGAUCAUCUUAUAUCACUUAUCGAUGAAGUAUCUUAUAUAUCACCACCUUCCCCGAUGCUAUCACAGUAUAAUGAUAUACCUCAAGAGUAUUACUGUAAUGGGGAUAAUCGGCCAGUAGAUUGCGGCGAAAACUGUCAAUGUACUCAUAAAAUAGAUGUACCUCUUAAUGCAAUAGUUGAGGUCGUUCUGGUGGAUGAAGUUCAACAGAUAAAUAUAAGCCAUCCAUUUCAUUUGCACGGUACCUCCUUUUAUGUACUAGGACUUGGGCGCUCCCCGGAUAAGCAAAUUCAACGAAUGAACUUAAAGCAUGCCCUGGAGCUUGACCAACGCGGAUUGUUGGAAAGACAAUAUUUGAAGCCUUCCUUGAAGGAUACUGUUGCGGUACCAAACAAUGGAUAUGCAAUUUUACGAUUUCGUGCAGAUAACCCUGGAUUUUGGCUUUUUCAUUGUCAUUUCCAAUACCACAUUGUAAUAGGCAUGAAUUUGGUGUUUCAAAUAGGUACUCCCAAUGACUUGCCUCCGGUACCACCUAAUUUCCCUCGUUGUGGCAACCAUUUACCACCCAUAAAGACUAUUUAAGCACCUCAUUCUUAGAUAUUUCAUUUCCAUUAAUGAAAGCAUAGAGGCAAGAUAAUAUUAGGAAUUAUGAUUGCAGCUCCUCAUCAAAUAAAAUGAAAUUGGAAGCUUAAUAUAUGUUUUAAGGAAGGCGAUAAGAAAUCAAAUAUUUGCCACUGUUGGAUUAAGUAAUAAAUAAAUCGUGGUAGAUGUGAGUAUGCAAGUAUGUGAGACGAUGAAAUCGUGCAAGGGAUGUAGAGGGACCACUGAGCGGGACCACUGAGCUGAUGCAGUGAAUUAUUAAAAAAAAAAGUUUGAAAGUUACGUCUCUGAAAAAAAGAUAGCUCCGGCGAUACAAGCAAUAACAAUACAACGAUCUCAACCAAAAAGUUAAAUAUUUAGAUAAGUAAAUAAAAAUUCGUAGAUUGAAACACUUGAGGAAGCUGUGGCACAGGUCUAAGUACAUCUUCGCGGAACCGCAGAAUUCUUAAGAAGGAAAAAAAAAACGUUCUGCAUAAAAAACGAAAAUGAAGGAAAUCAUAAGAGAAGCGGCGACAUGUCGGCAAACUUAUUUCCAGCAAACUAACACUCAAUGUACCCCAAUCGAGAAACCGUCGUUCAAAAUACCAUCAUUAUCGACAAAGCUAUUUUAAUAGUUGAAUCCACCUGAUUCUCAGCAGAAGACACGAAAUAAAAUAUAAUUACGUCGUUUUUGAGCUAAAAAAAAAAUCUUUUUUAGCUAUUUUUGAUAAAAGAAAGACGAUUUUUUUGUAGCGAUUUCGAACGAUUCUGUUUAACUGGUUUCAGCGAAAUACCCUAAGGCUAGGCUUCUGAUUUCGAUGGUAGCGGAAGUCCUGAAUGUCUCCGAUCCAUUACCAAACUGACUCUUAACUCGACUCCCAGGUGGCAUCUACUCAAAGGGUGCAGGAUUACCUCCCAGAUCACUGUCUACACCGAGUUAUUUGUCAGUGCCAGCGGUGGCGCAUAUACAGGUUCUGGCGCGAUCAAGAGUGACCGUUCAGUUUUUGCCCACACCGAUUGUAAGCGUUGGUUAGUGUGACAAUGGUCUUUUAAAUUAAUUCAUUCAUUCAUUACAUUUCAAUGAC